Penaeus vannamei (Pacific white shrimp) is the source of this 3668-nucleotide messenger RNA. The record is from RefSeq and is a predicted model, not a curated record. Lineage: Eukaryota; Metazoa; Arthropoda; Malacostraca; Decapoda; Penaeidae.
GAAGCAGAGGAGAUGCAUUUGAAGGCCAUCUCCAUCAAGGAACAGCUUUUGGGGCCAGAGGACUAUGAGGUGGCCCUAUCUGUAGGCCAUCUGGCAUCCCUGUACAAUUAUGACAUGAUGAAGUAUGAUAAGGCUGAGCAACUCUACUUAAGAUCCAUUUCCAUUGGAAAGAAAUUGUUUGGUGAAGCAUAUUCUGGCCUAGAGUAUGACUAUCGAGGGCUCUUGCGUGUAUAUAGUGUUCAAGCUAAUAUGGAAAAGUGUUUCAAAUACCAGAAUGUUUUGGCAUAUUGGAAGUUAUUGCGUGAUGAAGCACAGGAAACACAGACCUCUCCCUUCAAAGAACUCACAGAACCUUUACGGGUCAUUGACACUCUGAACCAGUUCAUGGCCCUGUAGGAAUAUAUCUACUGGACCUAAGUAUUAAGUGCAUCAGUGCAAGACUGCAGCUGAUAAUGUUAGAAAUCAAAAUGGUUUGCAUACAAGACCAUAAGUUUUGCUAUGACCUCACACCUUAGAUAAUAAACAGAAAUGCAUAUUGACCAUGAAGUGUGCAGUUGGCCCUCUCUCCAUUAAGUCUGUUCACCCCUUCUUAGGUGCUGAUCUUUCAUAACCAUCUGCCAUUUUAUAGUUCUUGUGUGAAUUUGAAGUUUAUUGUCACACAUCAUGCAUAAGGAUUUUUCAGCCAGAUAUGAUGAUAGCCAUGACAUUAAGUUAAAGCACAAUCACAUACAGUUUUCUCUGUCAGUGAUUUAGGAGAAUAUUUGGAAGGAGGAGAAUCUCUCAUGCAAUAAAGAUCACUUGUAAAGUUGUUAAUGAUAUUAAGGAUCAAAUAUCAGACAGAACACAAAUAGAAAGAAUGUAAAGUCUGCAUUAGAAGGUGAAUAUUUAUAUGUUGUUAAUCUAAAUGAACAUACAUGAUUUGUUAAAGAAUGAUUGUUGUAAGCAAUAAAAACAUUAAUAAGGAGGGAGAGUGUAGCUGUAAAUCUUUGUCUCAAUUACUGUUAUGUGUCAGUGUAUGGAGCUAACUGAUUUUAAUAGAUGACAUGGGAUAGUGCAGGAUUACUGAAAAGUGUUGAGUAAAAACUUGCUGCUGGUACAAGUUUACAAUAGUUUGCAAAAAUUGAAUGAUUAUUAAAGUUUUUUCUACUACUACCAUUUAUCCUCAAGGGAAGAGAGAUAUACUGUAUGAGAGUGAGCAGUAUAUUGCUAAUUUAUGAAUUUUAUUAUGUAUAGGUGUGAAAGUUGCUUGAUAAAGCCAGCAUUUUGUGAAUUAGUAAACCAUGUUGUUUGUAUCAUAAUAAUUUUUGAUUUGUAUGAUUUGAAAUUUAAUAUAUAUAGUUUUAAAGAUCAUUAUUUAUAUAUAUUUGAUUAUGAUAGGUAUAUUUCUUCAGUUCUACAUAUUGAAACAGAAUCCCUGAUGUUCACUCAUGAAUCAGUUUUAACAUUUCCAAGUUGACAUGUGGUGUCUUUUUAUCAGAUCUCUAUUUAAUAGAUAGAACUUGAAUAUUUGAUAUCUUACACUAUUUGGAAAUUGAAAACAUCAAAUAAUACGUGAGUAGUAUGGUUUUAAGAUUUGCAUUGAUACAAGAGGGCUUGUUACAAUUCCUAGGUGUGAAUCUACCUUCAGGAGAGGUCGCCUGUAAAUAUGUGUAUAGUUCAUACUGCUGCUUAUGGCCCCUCCAUUUUUGUAUGUGAUAAAAGAUGAAUUUAUGCGAAUCAGGGCAUCGUCUCAAAAUGGAAAGCAGUUUGAAGGGAAAUUUGUUGUACAAGAUUGCAGAUGUACCAUGUGGUUUGUAUACGGUGGAUCUAGUUAUGGUAUGGAUGUAUUUUGCUUUUUGAAGAUGCAUAUUGCAAGGAUUGUACUAAGGUAAUUUAUGGGAAUCCAGAAACUUUUUAGUGUUUUUUGGUGACAUUUACAUCAGAGUUAUUUAUCUUUCAUAUUAUUAAUGUUAAGGAUCAUCACAAAUUGUUUGUAAGCAAAUUUAUUUUUUCUUUUACAUCCAUGUUUAAGAUGGAUGAAAAACUUGCAAGCUUUACGUGUGUGAUAUGCUUUUAUCAAGGACUGAUUGUAUUCACUUUAUUGGGGUACCUUUUUCUGAUGGCUAGAUUAAUACAGGUAAUGAAGCACCAGUGUUUCAUUGCCUUUUUCAAUUACCAUCAUAUGACAGUGCCAGGAUUUUUUUUUUCUUUUCUUUUCUUUUCUUUCAUUAGCUGUCAUGACAUGGAGAAUGUGGAAAUGUUUCUUCAGUGUCAUUUCUUUUGUAAUGAAACUGGAGGGUUGUUUUUUGUACUCAGGUGAUUCGGGGUGAUCUCAAUGAUAACUAGAUUUGUGGAGCUGUUAGUGGAACAAUAGUUAAUAAUAAUUAUUGAUUUUCAGUAAAAGCAGUCAGAAUCGUUGACAUCAUUCUCUUGGGAUAACAACAAUGAAUUUCAGUAAACCAAAUAUGAAGUUUUGGACCUAAAGCAGAUUUUAGAUUUAAUUUAUUCAAGAUUUACUCUAUAAAUACCCUUUUCUCUAUUAAUCCAAUGAAAUACAUCUCAACUUGAAAAUUACCGGUAUUUAUUGUUAUUAUCUUAAAAAUUUAUGUGUAUAUAUAUUUUGGUUAUGCCAUUGUGGCCAAUUUUUCAUUAUGGUACUUGCUCAUUUGAAGGCAGCAGCUUUUUGAUCUGUGUAAUAUCAGAUGCUAUAUCACAACAGAUGGUGUGCUAAGCAGAGGUCUUAUUUUAAUUUUGAAAUUUUAAACUUCUCUCAGAUAUGUUCUCUUGUUCAUAUAGUUUGUUUGAUACUUUUUUUUCUAAUUAAACAUAAUGAAGAUUUUAAUGCUUAGAAAAAGGGUGUGAGUAUAAGAACAGAUCUGUAGGUAGAAAAUAAUUGUAUAGUGGUAAGGCCAAUGGGAAAGUGAAAGGAAGUGUACAUGCAUUUUGGUGACAGAACAUAGGGGAAUACUAUCACUUACAGUUCUGUGCAUAAAUAUCAGUUAAGGCUCUUAUGAAGUAGCAUAAGAACUCCCAUCAGUAGACUGCAUAAAAGGAAAAACAAUUACUACCCAACAUUUUCAACUUCUAUCUUUGUAGCCAUUUCUGUGCACCAUUGUUUUGCCGUAGAUAUAUAUGCACAUAUUAACUGUUGAGUGAGACCCCCAGUCAGUAGCACAUGCUAGUGGUCAAUGGUAAUACCCAGCUGGGUGUAUAAGGCAGAGUGUAUCAUUGGAAUACGCUUUUACUCACAUACAGAUUUAUGAGAUUGUAAACUAAAGAGUGUAUGCAACAGUAAUAAAAGAAGUUUAUCUUGAUAUUCUUUUUAAUUGUACAAAGGAAAAUUCCAGUUUCAAAUUCAUAUUAAACUAAUACUGAGUGACAUUGUAUGUGUCUGGCAUUUUCUAGAAGAUAUUUUGAAAUAUAAUUCUCUUAUGUAAAUUGGGAAAUUAAUCCUAGUGCAUGGACAAUUUCAAAAUUUGAUUUUUAUCGAAUCGUUCCCUCAAGAAUAUAAAUUAAAAAUUAUUUAAAAUAUAAUUGUAGUUCUUAAUGCUGCAUUUACUUUAAGAUACAGUUGAGAGCUUGAGUACCUGCAGUCAGUGCAAUUCUACCCCUACCACCUGAUUGUAGUCCUUGCGGUGCUUUUGCUCAUGUCCAAAAGCAUGAGUAGUAUGCAAUAAAAAUGCAGUUGA